AUGCUGUCUCCAACGAGGAGGACGCGCCGCAGCGUCAGCCGGCCCUCCAUCAACGACGAGAAUGCCUCACCCUUCCCUUACUCCUUGGAUGUCUCCGUCUCGAUGCAGCCAUCAGAGCCCCCAUCGUCACCACUCAUCUCCAACAGCGUCCUUUACAACCUGCCCGAUCCCACCAUCGGUCUGCCCGCCUCGUCGAGACUCGUGGAUAUCCCCUUCCUCCCGAGCCCCUUCAAGCGCUCCGCCAUCGCACCCCUCAACAAGCCACUUUCGAUCGAGCAGACACAGCAACUUGGAUCCACCAAGCCGCGCUCUUCCUCUGUCGCUUCCACUCAGCCCUCAUCACAGGCCAAUCUGAACGCACCCGGUGGUCUUCCGACGCCACCCAACUCGGGCGAAGCACUCAUUGCAACGCCUGGGCCAUCCAAUCGCGCACUGGCUUCCCUCCCUCGUGAGCCCGUCUCGCCGUCGCCCACCCGCUCCCGCAACGUCCGUCCCUCUCCAGCCCGCACGCCGGCAGCCAGGUCAUCGCGUGCGCCUUCCACCCCUCUCCGCAGCCAGCGCGGCACUUCCCACCGUCGCCUCACUUCCAACGACCAGGACGGCAGCGAAGAUGACGACCUCAACAACGCUCGCAGCACACGCACGCCUAGCCGCAUGCAGCCACUCAGAGAGUUCGCCGAAGACUCGGACGACGAAGAGCCCGAGCAGGAGGACGAGAUCCAGCUCAUCAGCUUCAGACGCGGUGGACCGGACGCAACCUUUGUGCGCGAGAUCAAGGAAAACGGUUGGGACCAGCCCAUGCCGCCGAGCCCCAUCAAGUUCACCUAUCUUGAGCCCGUGGCUCCUCGUCCACGUCAAUCCUCCGCAGCACCACGCGCGCGAUCCCAGUCGCGCUCCAAGACGCCCCAGAUCCGUGCCUCGCCAGCACCCAGCCAUGCCUCGUCCUCGAGGAGCUCGCGUGCUUCUCGAUCGGUUCGUGCCCCCUCGGCGACGCUUGCCGAUCAGUCGGCAGACGCAUCCGACGAAUCCAUCAAGAGCUCCGGCUCGGUACUCACCAACCUCAGCCGUCUCUCCCAGGCCACGGCAGCCAGAGCAUCGCGUCGCAAGUCGGUCGCCCGCUCUUCCA
Moesziomyces antarcticus is the source of this 1126-nucleotide messenger RNA. RefSeq lists its product as uncharacterized. NCBI's taxonomy places the organism in Eukaryota, Fungi, Basidiomycota, Ustilaginomycetes, Ustilaginales, Ustilaginaceae. The record is from RefSeq and is a predicted model, not a curated record. The transcript has a single exon. The annotation marks the transcript as partial.